AUGCCCUCACCCAGAGCCCCUCGCUCACCGCUGGAGACGUGGGCGACAACCGCGACACAAGGGCAAUUGAAUGCCUUUUCAGGAGCUGUUGGCGGUUUCGCGUCGGGGAUAUUUACUUGUCCUCUCGAUGUCAUCAAAAUUCGUCUCCAAGCCCAGGGCAGCCUCGUCCCCGUCCGCUUCGUGAGCAAAUCCCGCAAACAUGAACUUUACAGGGGUCUUGUCCAAACGGGACGAGUCAUAUGGAGGGGAGAGGGCAUGAGGGGCAUGUACCGGGGAAUGGGACCUCUAUUAUUGGGAUAUCUUCCGACUUGGGCUAUCUGGUUCACAGUUUACCAACAUUCCAAAGUCACAUUACCCCAAGCUUAUCGUGAACCAAAUUCCGUAAACAUCCUCUCAUCCAUUGCAGCCGGCACUGCAUCAACAAUUGUCACCAACCCCAUCUGGACAGUCAAGGUUCGCCUGAUGUCACAGGCCUAUCGGCCAUGCAGAAGCCGGUUGUUCCGCAAGAAACGUAUAUAUCGGCCACACUGGCAUUAUCACUCGACACUUGACACUGCCUACAAGAUGUACACGACUGAGGGCAUGGGGGCCUUCUAUUCCGGGCUCGGAGCUGCUUUGCUAGGCCUCUCGCACGUGGCGGUCCAAUUCCCUACUUAUGAAUACCUCAAGACGAAGUUCACGGGAAAGGGAAUGGGUGCUCCACGAGAUGAUGAAGCAGAAUGGGUGAGCAUUCUUUCAGCCUCAGUCUUGUCCAAGAUAGCUGCCAGUGGUGUCACAUACCCCCACGAGGUUAUUCGGACCAGACUGCAGACCCAAAGACGACCAGUCCCCGGAGCCGAGUUCCUUGAGGGGCUCGGUGGCUUUACCAGACUUCGGGGCAUAGGUCUCAGCGGCAUGGUGCUGCAGGCCAAGUAUCGGGGCAUUGUUGAUACGUUUCACACGAUACUACGUGAAGAGGGUUGGAGGGCGCUUUAUAAUGGGAUGGGGGUUAAUAUGGCGCGGAGCGUUCCUGCAGCCACGGUAACGAUGAUGAGUUACGAAUAUGUCAUGAGCUCACUGCUACGAAUAAAGGACGACGCGAAUGACGGGCUGGAUGAGGCAUUUUAG
Messenger RNA from Fusarium vanettenii 77-13-4, 1107 nucleotides. RefSeq lists its product as uncharacterized. Gene Ontology annotation, molecular function: pyrimidine nucleotide transmembrane transporter activity. NCBI's taxonomy places the organism in Eukaryota, Fungi, Ascomycota, Sordariomycetes, Hypocreales, Nectriaceae. Bases 1 to 1107 code for a protein of 368 amino acids. The transcript has 2 exons. The record is from RefSeq and is a predicted model, not a curated record. Gene Ontology annotation, biological process: pyrimidine nucleotide import into mitochondrion. Gene Ontology annotation, cellular component: mitochondrion.